Molecule: messenger RNA, 1221 nt
Organism: Tribolium castaneum (red flour beetle)
Lineage: Eukaryota; Metazoa; Arthropoda; Insecta; Coleoptera; Tenebrionidae
Product: protein bric-a-brac 1
Exons: 7
Coding region: 161-1141 (326 amino acids)
Biological process (GO): regulation of transcription by RNA polymerase II
Cellular component (GO): nucleus
Molecular function (GO): protein binding
Source: RefSeq, a predicted model, not a curated record
UUAAACGAACGCUCCUGCCAGAGGGCGCACGUGUGCCGAUUGUUACCGAUUGUUUCUUGUGCCAAGGAUGCCCACAUCGCAUAAUUAAAAUUCUGUUUUUGAAAGCGAAUUAACAAAUUUUGCGUUAAGAGAUUGGUACGCCUGUCUAAAUAAAGCAACAAUGACCACUCCAACUGAGCUGUAUAACUUGCGCUGGAAUAGUUAUUUCUCGAAUUUAAUCAACGUUUUUGGCGAACAUCAAAGCCAGGAAGCUCUAGUUGAUGUUACUUUGGGCUGCGAGGGCCAGUUUAUCAAGGCACACAAGCUGGUUCUAUCAGCGUGCAGCACUUACUUCCAGAAAAUAUUCGAGAGUCACACGAAUCCCCAGCUUUUAAUUUUACUAAACGAUGUGAAAUUCAGAGAUCUCCAAUUAAUCGUACAGUUUAUGUACAAAGGUGAAGUAAAAGUAGCAGAUUCCGAUAUGCAACAGUUCCUAUCCUUGGGCAAAAUGUUGCAAGUGAAGGGCUUGUGUUCGGUUGAGUUGCACGACAAGCACAAGACGCAACCAAACGAUGCCAAAACUACCGAAAAAGUGACGCUUCCUCCAACUAACACAAGAAACACAGCAGAAAAGAAAGUUACCUGUAAUAAAGUCGUACAAAUCGAUCCGAAACCUAAUACGGAGACACCACCUGCUAAAAAACGAAAACUACCAUCACCUGCACCGCCAGACCCUAAAACCAAGGUUUCGAAAGAUUCAAGCCCUGUUGAGAAUCAAGACUUAUCACGCAUUCCACGGCCUCCUAACGCCUUUAUGAUUUUUGCCACCCAGUGGCGGAAAAAACUAGCAGUGGAACAUCCAAAUGAAAGUAAUAAGGACAUAUCAGUUAGAUUAGGAACCAUGUGGAAGUCGUUAUCUCAGGAAACUAAAGAAGCGUUUUAUGAGGACGCAAGGCGGGCUGAUGAGGAGCAUAAACUGAAAUAUCCUGGGUAUUAUUACAGCCCGAAAGAGGCACGAUCUCGGAAAGCAAUUACUAAUAAUAAUAAAACAGAUCGGAUUGAGAGUUCACCCGAAAAAAAUUAUGAAAAUGAAGAACUUAUUGAGAUCAAAUUUGAGGAGCACGACGAGGACAGUCUGAAUCAGAGCAAUGGCUCACAUUAAGUAUUAAUUUCAUAGAAAAUGUGUUACUUUUGAAGUUCACGGUAGUUUAUUUAUUUUGUAAAUAAAGACCACUUCCGCAA